CAAAAAAGAUAACACAUCAACAACAUUGUUUAAAAGAAAAUUUAUUUUAUAUUUGUAACAAAUUUUGUAAAGUUUUACUUAUUUAAAAUUAUGGAAGAAAAAAACGGUAAAUGAAAUCUAAAAUUAAAUGUACAAGUUUACAUUGCUAUAAAUAAGUUAUAAAAAAUAUUUAACUGUUAUAGGAACGUAUGACAGUUAAACUAAACGAACAUCGCCCAAAAUGAGCGUGGCCUUGAAGAAUGAUGAGCCGCAGCGAGUGAAACCUACACUUAGCCCUGAUUUCUUCUACAUCUAUAAUGAUGAAGACGAGACUUCGGAUUGGGAAAAUGCUGAGCUUACUGAAUGCGCCGACAAUAGCACUCAAACUAGGGGUGGCUGGAGGCUACGCUCGCCACUACAAAAAUGUGUAAUGCCGAAUCGGAAACCGAGAAGACGAAGAGUGAAACUGAUGGAUUGGAAGAAAUACCACAGACUCGCCGUAAUAUAUUCAUUUAUAGAUGAUUUAGAAAAAGAUUACCCAGCAAUUUGUACCGUGUCAGUUAUUGGAAAAUCCGUGGAAGGACGAGAUAUCAAGAUGUUAAAGAUUUCAAAUAGCAAUGCAAGCAAUUCUGGAGUAUGGUUGGACGCCUGUAUACAUCCUCGGGAGUGGAUCAGUACAGCAGUCGUCACCUACAUUGCGGAUAUGCUUGUCAAAAACUUCUUCACUCUUUCUUCAUCUAUCACUAAUAAAGAUUGGCACAUCAUACCAGUUUUGAAUCCAGAUGGCUACGAAUACACGCACACACACGAACGCAUGUGGAGAAAAAAUCGUGCGAGAUAUGGAGGCGAAUGUGUGGGUGUAGAUCUCAAUAGAAAUUUUAGUUAUGCAUGGGGACAGAGCAACGGCGAAGAAGGAUCAUCUGAUGAACCAUCUCACGUAUUCUACAGAGGCCCAGCACCAUUUUCAGAGCCAGAAACGAUCGCAGUGAGAGAUACAAUAUUGGGAUCAAUAACUCCCUUCAAGGUGUUCCUGUCCUUUCAUAGCUACUUCGAGCUGAUCAUCUUUCCAUGGGGCAACAAAAAGGAUCCGUGUCCAGACUAUCUACACCUGCUGGAGGGUGGCUCAAUCAUGGCAAGGGCAAUACAUGAAGCAACCGGCAAGACAUAUAGAGUUGGAAGCACUAAAGAUCUCACGUAUUAUGCCUGCGGGACCAGCAUAGACUGGAGCUACUCAAUAGCAAAAAUACCAUAUUCCUAUAUGAUCGAGUUGAGGAGUAAAAAACACAAAUUCAGGCUACCAAAAGAAGAAAUCCUUGAGAAUUGCAAAGAAAUCUGGAGUGCUGUUAAGGAUUUGAUGGAUUAUGUGGAUCAACAUUAAAAAGAGCCAACUCCUAACCCGAAACAAUGUGAUGUCAAUGACCCUGGGGCAGUUCUAGUCGUAUAUACGCUUUUGAAAACUGUAACCAGUAAUUUCCACCUUCGAGUAAAUUGACGUAAUCAGGACAAGGUUCCGCUGUGUGACACCAAGGAAACGAGAUAGCUUCACUGCAAGCGUGAAACGUUAGGAAUAUCUUAAACGGUGUCCCCGAGUACAGAAUAAUAUCCUAUAACA
Helicoverpa armigera (cotton bollworm) is the source of this 1591-nucleotide messenger RNA. RefSeq names its product carboxypeptidase B. The transcript is spliced from 10 exons. NCBI's taxonomy places the organism in Eukaryota, Metazoa, Arthropoda, Insecta, Lepidoptera, Noctuidae. Gene Ontology annotation, molecular function: metallocarboxypeptidase activity; zinc ion binding. The coding region runs from base 221 to 1357 and encodes 378 amino acids. The record is from RefSeq and is a predicted model, not a curated record. Gene Ontology annotation, biological process: proteolysis.